Messenger RNA from Thalassophryne amazonica, 546 nucleotides. It is a transcript of the gene churc1, whose product is annotated as churchill domain containing 1. Gene Ontology annotation, molecular function: zinc ion binding. The transcript is spliced from 4 exons. The record is from RefSeq and is a predicted model, not a curated record. The coding region runs from base 95 to 430 and encodes 111 amino acids. Lineage: Eukaryota; Metazoa; Chordata; Actinopteri; Batrachoidiformes; Batrachoididae. Gene Ontology annotation, biological process: positive regulation of DNA-templated transcription; multicellular organism development; fibroblast growth factor receptor signaling pathway.
CAAUAAGGAUGUUGGCUGCCGUUAAACGCCAAAGAAGAAGAAGAAGAAAUAAGAAGAAGAAGAAGAAAAGAAAAAAUAAAUAAAAACAAUAAUAAUGUGCAACGGCUGUGUGGAAAAAGAAUACCCCGAUCGGGGUAAUAUUUGUCUGGAGAGCGGCUCCUACCUGAUGAACUUUGUGGGCUGUGCGAGCUGCCAGCAGAGAGACUUUGUGCUGAUCAGUAAUAAAGCCACAGAGGACGAGGACGGAGAAGAGAUCGUCACCUAUGACCAUGUUUGUAAAAAUUGUGAUCAUGUCAUCGCCAGGCAUGAGUAUACAUUCUCUGUUGUGGAUGACUAUCAGGAGUACACUAUGCUGUGCAUGCUGUGUGGAAAAGCUGAAGAUUCCAUCAGUGUGUUGCCAGAUGAUCCCAGGCAGUCUGCACUGUUUUAAACCUUAAAAACCUCCAAAUCAAACACCAUAAACAUACAGUGCAUCUGGAAAAUAUUCACAGCACUUCACUAUUUCCACAUUUUGUUGUUACAGCCUUAUUCCAAAAUGGAUGAAAU